Molecule: messenger RNA, 591 nt
Organism: Closterium sp. Yama58-4
Lineage: Eukaryota; Viridiplantae; Streptophyta; Zygnematophyceae; Desmidiales; Closteriaceae
Source: the annotation of a GenBank genome assembly
AUGAAGCUCCCUUCGGGGUAUUCCGGCGGUUUGAUCCCCUGCAUCUACCUCAUUUCGGGCAACAACCCAAAAUACACCGACCCGCACGACGAGAUCGAUUUGGAAUUCAUCGGGGGAAACACCCCCAGGGAUAUUAUUCUGCACACAAAUCUCAUCACGGGCGGACAGGUGUACCUGCAGCAGUACAAGUUCCCCUUCGACCCCUCCGCCGCAUUCCACACCUACACCAUCGUCUACUCGCCUGAUUACGUCAUGUGGGCCGUCGAUGACACCCCGAUCCGCAUCCACUAUAAGCAGAGCGGCCGGCCAUUCCCGUCCGAGAAUGUCAAGUUCGAGGGCUCCAUUUGGGAUGCUUCCUCGUGGAGCCAGCUGAAGCCUAACUGGGGAAAUGGGCCCAAGGAAGUGCUUUUCCGCCGCUUCGACGUGCGCCGCACGUGCAAGGCGUCGGGGCAGACGGGCCGUCCGUGGUGCAACAGCCUGCAGGGCAACAAGGCCCCCUGGACGCGCAGGCCCAGCGCGGCCGCUAUCGCGCGCAGCAAUGAGUUCCGCAAGAAUUACCUGGUGAAGGACUAUGGCUGGUCGCGCACCUAA